GGGUCGGGACAGUAAGUUUGGCCUUUGAACAGAUACAGGAACUCGGAAAUGGCGAAACCACAGCUAAAACAAGGCGUGAGGUCGGCCGACAGACUGAGGAGUCGGAUGAAAAUGCCUCCACUCGUUCAGCCCUCGCGAAUAAAGGCGGUGGCGACGACCAAAACAAGUAAAGCAGUGUUCCUGACGGAGCGUGAAAACGGCGUGGUGAGUCCGGCAGAAGAGGACAGCCCCGGUGAGCAGAACGUGGUGAUGAUCGAUGUCCAGACUGGAGCUGAAGGGGACAGCAGACAAGACAAGAUCUCUCCUGCUGACAUACUGCAGAAGUCUGGUGAAAAGGAUUAUGGGAAGGUGUAUGAAGUGGACCUCCAUGCUGAGGACAUCACCAGAAUACACAACCUGGAGAAGUUCACCAAACUGCGUAUUCUAGAUCUGUCCUGCAAUCAGCUGACAACAAUAGAGAAACUAGAUCAGAACAAGGAUCUUCGGGAGCUGAAACUAUAUGGAAACAAGAUAACAGACGUCCAGAAUCUAGACAGAUUACAAGAGCUUGCCUGCUUGCAGCUUCAGCAUAACAGAAUACGCAGACUAGGGAAGGGUCUGAGCUGCUUAAGAAAACUGAAGAUCCUGCGGAUAGACAGUAACGACAUCUCUCAGCUGGAGGGGAAGGAGCUGACAGCAAACUCACAACUCACACACCUGGACGUCAGCUGUAACAAGCUACAGGAACUGGCGGCUGUGAACUGUCUGCCACACCUUGAGGAACUGAAUGCCUCCAACAACAGACUUGCUGCCAUCAGAACUAUGAGGUGUAAAAAAUUGCAGGAUCUGGACCUGUCCACCAACUUCCUGACUGACUUGUCUGGUUUGAAAGAUCUACACAGCUUAACUACUUUAAACCUAGCAACCAAUAGACUAUCCAGUCUCACAGCAAUAGGAAAACUCAGACAUCUGCAGGACCUGAAUGUAUCUAACAACCUACUGAAGGAGCUGGGAAACAUCUCAGAACAGUUUCCAGCUUUGGAAGUCUUCAACGUCAGCGAAAACGCCAUAGUCUCAUGGGAACAAGUGUGCCUGUUGUCCAAGUGCCUGCAACUAGCCGAACUGCACAUCUCUGGAAACCCCUUCUGUAAGGAGAGAUUCAGUUACCACCAGGAGUUACAGAGCCAAAUACCCUCUCUUGAACUUCUGGAUGGGCUGACUACAAAGAGACAGUGUGGCAGGGUUGGGUCAGCACCAGUCAUGAGACCCAUGUCUGCAUCAACAAUUGUAAGUGCCAGACAGGUGGAGAGCCAGCUGAGGAAUGUGGAGCAACAGCUGAGCACAUUCCAAACUGACUUAGGACAAAGGUUCUCUUCCCUAAGAGCCACCAUGGACUCCCUGCCGGUCGAGCCUCCACUGUCAGCACGGUCAGUUGGAGACAGAAGUGACAGUCGGCCAUCCUCAGGUGCAAGUUCCAGACCUGUCAGCAGGUGCAGCAGCCGAGCACGACUCAAGGAGGCCAAGGAUUUUGCAGCAAAGAACUUCCAGUCUUGAUUACUGACAGAAGUCUUCUGGGAUCUUCAAAGACAUCCAGAACACGCUAUGGGACACAAAACUGUAACAGUGUCUUUCUUUGGAGAAAACACUACCCUUGGACAGUCAUACAGUGUAUGCCAAAUUACUUGUGAAUAAGAUUAAAUACCUGCUAAAUGAACAGCAGGCAGCAGAUAUAUGUUAAAUUUUGAUCAAGGCAUGAAUGAUCAAGU
This is a messenger RNA of Branchiostoma belcheri (Belcher's lancelet), 1745 nucleotides long. Its product is annotated as protein phosphatase 1 regulatory subunit 7-like. The coding region runs from base 49 to 1533 and encodes 494 amino acids. The transcript is spliced from 18 exons. NCBI's taxonomy places the organism in Eukaryota, Metazoa, Chordata, Leptocardii, Amphioxiformes, Branchiostomatidae. The record is from RefSeq and is a predicted model, not a curated record. Gene Ontology annotation, molecular function: protein binding.